AUGGCCAAUCGCAAAUGCACGUUUAUCGUCGACACAGGAGCCGAAAUUUCGCUUACAUCAUCAUCAUCAUCAUCAUCAUCAUCAUCAUCAUCAUCAUCAUCAUCAUCAACAUCAUCAUCAUCAUCAUCAUCAUCAUCAUCAUCAUCAUCAUCAUCAUCAUCAUCAUCAUCAUCAUCAUCAUCAUCAUCAUCAUCAUCAUCAUCAUCAUCAUCAUCAUCAUCAUCAUCAUCAUCAUCAUCAUCAUCAUCAUCAUCAUCAUCAUCAUCAUCAUCAUCAUCAUCAUCAUCAUCAUCAUCAUCAUCAUCAUCAUCAUCAUCAUCAUCAUCAUCAUCAUCAUCAUCAUCAUCAUCAUCAUCAUCAUCAUCAUCAUCAUCAUCAUCAUCAUCAUCAUCAUCAUCAUCAUCAUCAUCAUCAUCAUCAUCAUCAACAUCAUCAUCAUCAUCAUCAUCAUCAUCAUCAUCAUCAUCAUCAUCAUCAUCAUCAUCAUCAUCAAUCAUCAUCAUCACAUCAUCAUCAUCAUCAUCAUCAUCAUCAUCAUCAUCAUCAUCAUCAUCAUCAUCAUCAUCAUCAUCAUCAUCAUCAUCAUCAUCAUCAUCAUCAUCAUCAUCAUCAUCAUCAUCAUCAUCAUCAUCAUCAUCAUCAUCAUCAUCAUCAUCAAUCAUCUCAUCAUCAUCAUCAUCAUCAUCAUCAUCAUCAUCAUCAUCAUCAUCAUCAUCAUCAUCAUCAUCAUCAUCAUCAUCAUCAUCAUCAUCAUCAUCAUCAUCAUCAUCAUCAUCAUCAUCAUCAUCAUCAUCAUCAUCAUCAUCAUCAUCAUCAUCAUCAUCAUCAUCAUCAUCAUCAUCAUCAUCAUCAUCAUCAUCAUCAUCAUCAUCAUCAUCAUCAUCAUCAUCAUCAUCAUCAUCAUCAUCAUCAUCAUCAUCAUCAUCAUCAUCAUCAUCAUCAUCAUCAUCAUCAUCAUCAUCAUCAUCAUCAUCAUCAUCAUCAUCAUCAUCAUCAUCAUCAUCAUCAUCAUCAUCAUCAUCAUCAUCAUCAUCAUCAUCAUCAUCAUCAUCAUCAUCAUCAUCAUCAUCAUCAUCAUCAUCAUCAUCAUCAUCAUCAUCAUCAUCAUCAUCAUCAUCAUCAUCAUCAUCAUCAUCAUCAUCAUCAUCAUCAUCAUCAAGGGUACACAAGCACUACAACGAACUGCAGAACGACAAGGAGGUGGACGAAACGAAGUACAUUCCCACGCCAUAUGUCCCAUGCCUGAGACAACAUAAAAAUGUGGUGUAUUCGGUACCUUGUGGAACAGGGGAUGGAAAGGUGUACAUCGGACAGACGGGGAGAAAACUGGACACGCGGAUCAACGAGCACAAAAAUGACGUAAAACGGAAAGACAACAGGACUGGAUUAACGCACCACACGCGAUGUGACGGCCAUGUGUUUAAUUUUGACGAGACGAAAAUAAUUGAACGAAUCGCCGACCAGGAGAGCAGAGUAGUCGCGGAGACAUUCCACAUCAAGCUGGCAGGGGAAGCUAAUACAGUGAACCUCCAGCGUGAGUGUGGAUUGUUCAACACGAACUACAAUGCGUUAGUGUUUAAUCUGCGACAAAAAAUGGAACAGAAUCAAUUCCAGAUAAUAUCUGUUGCCGAGUCAGCACUACCGCUGAUGGCUGCUCCAGUGACCGAGGAGCAGAAAAAAUACAAUCCGGUGCUAGAUCCGGAUGCGCCGGAGCUCCCGUUAGAAGUGAUUCUUCAACGGGCGGGAGUCGAACAAUACGCAACGGCAGUGUCGAGUGUUCACGGAAUUGAAACUGCCAGGGAGUACAGCGAGCUGCAAGAGGCAGAUUUGAAGCUGUUCUGCAGUUCGCGCGACGAGGACUGCCGGGAUCGCCACUACGAGGGGUUGGUGUACUCACCAGCGGGCAGGCGACAGGAGGUUCAACAGGAGGACCACGAGGCGGCACAGCACCGGCCGGAGGAAGCGCCGAUAACAGGCGUGGACCACACGCGGACGCUGAACCGCAACAGGAAUGGGCUACCGAAGAUGUUGGUAGUUGCCGAAUAG
Messenger RNA from Aedes albopictus (Asian tiger mosquito), 2046 nucleotides. RefSeq lists its product as uncharacterized. The record is from RefSeq and is a predicted model, not a curated record. Gene Ontology annotation, molecular function: aspartic-type endopeptidase activity. Lineage: Eukaryota; Metazoa; Arthropoda; Insecta; Diptera; Culicidae. Bases 1 to 2046 code for a protein of 681 amino acids. The transcript is spliced from 7 exons. Gene Ontology annotation, biological process: proteolysis.